Molecule: messenger RNA, 858 nt
Organism: Saccharomycodes ludwigii
Lineage: Eukaryota; Fungi; Ascomycota; Saccharomycetes; Saccharomycodales; Saccharomycodaceae
Product: aldo-keto reductase superfamily protein
Exons: 1
Coding region: 1-858 (285 amino acids)
Molecular function (GO): oxidoreductase activity
Source: RefSeq, a predicted model, not a curated record
AUGAAAUCUUCGAUUCCCAAAAAAUAUAAAUUAAAUAAUGGGAACUAUAUUCCAACCGUUGGGUUAGGAACUUAUUAUUUGCCACAAAAUAAAACCAAACAAAUAGUUUACGAGGCUUGCAAAAUAGGUUAUAAGCAUUUUGAUACUGCUGUUUUAUAUGAGAAUGAAAAAGAGGUUGGGGAAGGUAUUUCGCAAUGGUUGAAUGAAAACCCUGAAGUACAUAAGAGAGAGUCGAUAUUUUAUACUACCAAGUUGUGGAACAAUCAAUGUGGAUAUAAUGAAGCCAAGUAUGCGAUCAAAGAAUGUUUAAAUAAGGUUAAAGGAUUAGGAUAUAUUGAUUUAUUAUUAAUUCAUUCGCCAUUAGCAGGUAGUCUUUUAAGAUUAGAAACGUAUAGAGCAAUGCAAGAGGCUGUUGAGGAAGGAAUUGUAAAAAAUAUUGGGGUUUCAAAUUAUGGUAAGCAUCAUAUUGAGGAAUUAUUAAACUGGAGUGAUUUGAAAAUUAAACCGGUGGUUAAUCAAAUUGAGAUUUCACCAUGGUUAAUGAGACAGGAGUUAGCUGAUUACUGUAAAUCGCGAGAAUUAAUUGUCGAGGCUUAUGCUCCUUUAACUCAUGGUUAUAAGAUUAAACACCCUGAUGUGCUUAAAGUUGCUGAAGAAUGCAAUGUCACGCCGGGCCAGAUUUUAAUUAGAUGGUCUUUACAACACGGUUAUGUUCCAUUGCCUAAGACAGCCACUUUACAUAGAUUGAAAGAGAAUUUGGAUGUGUAUGGAUUUGAAUUAAGUGAUGAACAAAUGUUAUUUUUGGACCACCCAAAUUCUUACGAUCCUACCGACUGGGAAUGUACAGAUGCACCAUAG